Molecule: messenger RNA, 1746 nt
Organism: Paramecium tetraurelia
Lineage: Eukaryota; Ciliophora; Oligohymenophorea; Peniculida; Parameciidae
Exons: 4
Source: RefSeq, a predicted model, not a curated record
AUGUUAUACGGACUUUAAUGCAGAAAGCAUCCAAGUAUUUAAGUAUCUUUUGUGUGCACUAAAGUGAAUUGCAAUUAUGGCAAUCUUCUGUGUUAGUAAUGCAUAAAUGGAAAUUUAUAACAUAAAAAUGAGCAUAAGAAUUAUUUGAAUCAGCUUAAUGAAUUUGUCUAUCAGUAGAAUGGGAAGACAAAAACUGUGUUGAUUCCCAGCAUUAAUAGUACACUUUAAGAAUUAGAUAAAAGAUUGAAGGAAUAUAAUGCAUUGAUAGACAGAGAGGCAUAGGAAAUUGAUACGGAUAUACAACAGUUGUUGAAGAUUUUUUAUGAGAGUUCAGAGAAAGCAAAGAAACAGAUUCAGGAGAUAAUCAGAAGAGAUUUAUGUGAGUAGCAAGCAAAAAAUCUAAAUUUUAAAUAGCAAUUACAAGAAAUACAAUCUAAUGAGUAAAAAAGGAACGACAAUACCAAUUAUUUAUUCAAUACAAUAUUCUUUAGAGACCAAGAUAAGGAAUUACCCGUGUCUGAAUAAUCUUUAAUGUAGAUUAUCAACAAAAAUGGAAAUCUGAACUAACUACGAUGUGACAUUCUCAAUUGCUUAAAUAAUGUAAUUGGUACAUUAUAACCUACGAGUAAUAGAAUUCGCUACAAGAGUACCUAGAAUCAAAUGUAAUUAUUCAAUCUACUUAAAAAUGACUUCAUUCAAAGUUUGAAUUGUCUAUUCCAGAAACUAACGGAUCUCACCCAAGAGUUCCACACAGUUGAAGACAUGAAGCGUAGUUUGUAUUAGUUCGGGUCUUUAGAUGGUUCUUAAUCGCUCAAAUAAUCAUAAGUGGUAUAAAGGACUUUGGGAUCUUCUCAGUUCAUAAGCACAGGACACUAAAGCCAGAGAUUCCAUCGCUCAAAUAGUUAAUCUUAGAUUAUGAGUGUGAAGACCCUAGAAUCCUUCCCGCCCUUGUCUCAUAUGAUUUAAUCAAUUUUGAAUAAGAUAGGCCAUUUAUAGCCUCCUUAGGCAGAUUCUUUGUUGAAUAAUAUCGAAACAGUGCCUCCUUGUUAAUUCCCCGAUGGGAUUAUCUAUGAAGGUCAGAUUUAGAAUAAUUAGAGGUUUGGUUGGGGGAGAGCCAUCAUUGGACAAGACUAUUUCGAAGGAUAUUGGAGAGGUGGAUUGCCUUUUGGAUUUGGAAGAAUAAUUUUGGCAUCUGGAGAUUAUUAUGAAGGGUUCUCUUAAAAUGGUAAGGCAAAUGGUAGAGGAUAGUUUGUGUCUGGGAUUUAUUCCUAUGAGGGAGAUUGGGAGGAGGAUCAAAAACAUGGGAAAGGGUAAGAGAUAGUGUAAGGAAAGUAUGAAUACAAAGGGGACUUUAAGAAUAACAUGAAGUGUGGGUAGGGGACAUUGGUUGAUUUGGUGACAGGGAAUGUGUACCAAGGGGAAUUUUUGAAUGAUUAGUUGUAAGGAUAGGCUACGAUUGAAUAUAAGAAUGGGGACAAAUACUUAGGAUAUGUCUUAACGGUGGAUGGGCAGAUAAAAAGAAAUGGGUAAGGAAUCUAUUACUGGGUGGAUUCGAGGAAGUAUGAGGGACAAUAUGAAAACGACAAAGAGCAUGGAGAUGGAGUAUUCAUAUGGCCAGACUAAUGGAUGUAUAAAGGGUAGUGGUACUUUGGAAUGCAACAUGGAAAGGGAAUCCAAUGCAAUCCUUAAGGGAAGGAGAGAGAGGGGAUUUGGGAGAAAGGAUAGUUUAAUAAGUGGAUUAGUUGA